Molecule: messenger RNA, 693 nt
Organism: Pocillopora verrucosa
Lineage: Eukaryota; Metazoa; Cnidaria; Anthozoa; Scleractinia; Pocilloporidae
Source: RefSeq, a predicted model, not a curated record
AUGGCUGAUAACAGUACACCUUGGGCUUCAAGAUGGACCGUACAGUUUGACCCUUAUUCCGGGUAUGUUAACGAUGAAAGCAGCGCUGACGAACUCAUAAAACAGUGCGAGAUAGCUACGACGACACGCUUCACUGUAUUUAAACAAACAGGAGGAUUUUCAAAUUGCAGUAGGCUGGAAAAUGCAGAUAAAAAUGCUAAGAACCACCGUAUACAAUGGGCUCACUCACAGGAGAUGACAGGAUGCAGACUAAGUUUUGAUGGCAUCCCAUUCCAAAUUGUGGGGGUCAAAGUUUUAGAAUGCCAAAAUGGGCCAGACAGAAAUAAGGCACUCAAAAGGAAGGAGGCUCAAAAGAGACUACAAAAAGAUAAGGAGAAUGCUGAUCACUGCUAUAACAACACCAAACAGCGCUUUAUAGUACAGGAUACGAAGAAAUGUGAGUGUCCAGCAAAGAUCCACCUAAGGAAAAUAAUCAAGUAUCCUGAAAAUAAGAUUUCAGAGAACACAAAGAGUAGAAGGGAGACAAUGUCAAAAUUUCUGAGAACAUCCCUAGAGUCAGAAAAGAAGCAAACAAUAGCUACAGAGGAGCGUAUUUACAUAUUACUUCCUAAACUUACGGAUCACUUAUUUCACCCCAUGGGGAGGGUAAGUACUUGGCCAUCAAUUAAAUUUUUUUUGGAAUCAGGAAACUGA